Messenger RNA from Rotaria sp. Silwood2, 378 nucleotides. NCBI's taxonomy places the organism in Eukaryota, Metazoa, Rotifera, Eurotatoria, Philodinida, Philodinidae. The record is from the annotation of a GenBank genome assembly.
AUGUAUCAAAUAUCAUUACAACAAUUUCUUGGUCUAUUUCAUGAUUCAAUGAUAAAAUCACAUAAAAUUGCUGCAACACAAAAGCGUAUUCAAAAUAUUAAUGAUUAUUUAACAUAUCGAACAUGGUUUUAUACAACACGUGGUUUAUAUGAAGAUGACAGACUUAUGUUUACAUUACUUAUGGCAUUAAGAAUUGAUUUACGUCGAGGAAAAAUACGUUAUGAUGAAUUUGAAGUAUUAAUUAAAGGUGGUGCAUCAUUAGAUUUAAAUACAUGUCCACCGAAAUUAUUUCGUUGGUUAAAUGAUUCAUCUUGGCUUAAUCUAUUGGAAUUAAGUCGAUUGAAAGAAUUUCAUGAUGUUAUCGAUCGAGUAUGUUAA